AGCAGCAGCAGCAGGCAGCAGCACCUCCUCAGCACGCGCUGACACAAACACAACGCGCCGACGCCGCUGACGAUCCAAUCACGCUAGCCAUCAUCCCUCCCAGCUGGUGCUCGAGAUCGAGAUUGGAUCGCGCUAGCCACCAUCAUUGCCCAAUCGCAGAUCUCUCGCGUGUCCCUGAUCCAGCACUCCCUCCCCGCCUCGCUUCUCUUGGUCUUGGAGGUGGGAGAUGGCGGAGCUGGUAGUGGCAGCGGCGGCGCAGGCGCCUGCUGGCGGGUGGGGCGCGGCGGCGCCGCAGGAGCUGCUCGAGAGGCUCAAAGACUACGGCCAGGAGGGCGCCUUCGCGCUCUGGGAUGAGCUCGCGCCGGAGGAGCGCGACUUCCUUGUCCGGGACAUCCAGAGCCUAGAUCUUGCCAGGAUCGACCGGAUUGUUCGAUGCUCACUCCGGUCACAAGGCGCUCCUGCGCCGGUGGUUGAGCCUGUGCCGGAGUCAAGUGUUGCAACGGUGGAUGAUAGAACUGCCGAGGACAAAGAAAGGUGGUGGAGGAGGGGUUUAAAAGCCAUUGCAGAGGGAAAGUUGGCUGUCGUACUUUUGGCUGGUGGUCAGGGAACACGGCUUGGCAGUUCUGAUCCUAAGGGGUGUUUCAGUAUUGGGCUUCCAUCAGGAAAGUCACUUUUCCAACUUCAAGCCGAAAGAAUUUUGUGUGUUCAAAAGCUGGCUGCUCGCUCCAACGAUGGGAACACUGUGCAAAUCCACUGGUAUAUAAUGACUAGCCCCUUCACUGAUGAAGCCACCCGUAAAUUCUUUGAAAGCCGUCGAUAUUUUGGCUUAGAGCCUGACCAAGUGACCUUUUUCCAGCAAGGCACGCUCCCUUGUGUUUCUCCCGAUGGAAGGUUUAUUAUGGAGACACCAUAUAAGGUGGCGAGGGCUCCAGAUGGCAAUGGGGGAGUAUAUGCUGCUCUAAAAUCUAAAAAGUUGCUGGAUAAUAUGGCUGCAAGAGGUGUGAAAUAUGUUGAUUGCUAUGGAGUUGAUAAUGCAUUGGUCCGUGUUGCAGAUCCAACAUUCCUAGGAUACUUUAUUGACAAGGGUGUGUCUGCUGCUGCAAAGGUCGUAAGGAAGGCAUAUCCACAAGAGAAAGUUGGAGUUUUUGUUCAGCGUGGUAGGGGUGGGCCUCUCUCUGUGGUUGAGUACAGCGAAAUGGAUGCAGCUAUGACUACUGAAAUCAAUCAAACAACAGGGCGCCUUCGCUAUUGUUGGAGCAAUGUGUGCUUGCAUAUGUUCAGUUUGGAUUUUCUUAAUCAAGUAACCAAUAGUCUUGAGAGAGACAGUGUUUACCAUCUAGCGGACAAGAAGAUUCCUUCAAUCCAUGGGUACACAACAGGCCUUAAGCUUGAACAGUUUAUAUUCGAUGUAUUCAACUAUUCACCCUCAACAGCACUUUUCGAGGUUGUGCGGGAGGAGGAAUUUGCACCGGUAAAGAAUGCUAAUGGUGCACCUUACGACACUCCUGACAGUGCGAGAUUAAUGGUACUUCGCCUUCACAGCCGAUGGGUAGUUACUGCAGGUGGCUUUCUGACGCAUUCUGUGCCCUUGUACAUGACUGGUGUCGAAGUGUCCCCGCUAUGUUCUUAUUCUGGAGAGAACCUAGAAGCCAUAUGUCGUGGACGAACAUUCCAUGCACCAAGUGAGAUCUCAUUCUAGGUAGCGGCUGUCGAAAGAAGCAGUUGCAUACACGAUGGUGAGGUCUGCUGUUUUAUUUUUGAAAGGACAUGGGGUCAGAUGGUUGGACCUGAGCUCUUGCAAUUAGAGUGUCAAUAUUAGUCAGCUCGUAUGGUUUUGUGAGUACUGAGCAUUGUAAUGCGACACAACAGGCUACUCCUCCCCUGCUCGAGUCUCCCAGUGUAUCAUUUGUUGCUCAAGUGUAGAUUCAUCACAGAGCACAAUCCAAUCUUUGUCAAAAUCAAUGUAUUUCUAAAAUUUCGAAUAUUGUUCUUUGCACAGUUCAUGUGGCGUGCUAUAUUAUUGGAUCCAA
Molecule: messenger RNA, 2030 nt
Organism: Lolium rigidum
Lineage: Eukaryota; Viridiplantae; Streptophyta; Magnoliopsida; Poales; Poaceae
Product: UDP-N-acetylglucosamine diphosphorylase 1-like
Exons: 15
Coding region: 227-1699 (490 amino acids)
Biological process (GO): UDP-N-acetylglucosamine biosynthetic process
Molecular function (GO): UDP-N-acetylglucosamine diphosphorylase activity
Source: RefSeq, a predicted model, not a curated record